AUGAUCGUCCCCGGGGACGCGCCGGUCUAUAGUCCACCCACAGAAUAUCCUGUCAAGGUUGAACCAAAAAUGGAGCAUACCGUCAAGCACUAUGGAUCUGGCCUGCCAAAUAAAGGCUCGUUUUACAAGCGCAUGCAAACAUUCACCUCCAUCGAAGUCAUGCGACCGGAUUUCCUGUUUGAUGACGUGGAUAUCGUCAUUGCGGCCCAUACUCUGGAGCGGAUACUCUCGUACUGCUAUGGAGAAAACUUCCAUGGCAAGGAGGGCGAAACAGACUUCCGGCUCAACUUGGCUCUCGCUGGCGAAAAGACGCUCUUUGCGGAGCGUCGGCGCCCGAAUUCAGGACCGGAAGCCAGGGUCUUCAGGACCGUCCGUGAGUGGGUACCAGACCUAGCGGCGAGUAACAACCCCGACAAUCCCGAGUUUUACCAAAGGUUUCGCACAGCUCUCGGGAAGACGUUUGAGCAAACAUUUACAAGGAAACCGUUGCGUCAUCAUUCGGUCAGGGAAAGGUUGAGCGACCAUCAGCGAUUUGUGCUGUAUCGCCUUGGCCACUUGAAGGUGGUCGUCGAAACUGGCGUGGACGCCCGCUUCGCAAUGCCUCUGACCCCUGGCUCGAACGAUUCCGGGGAUCGUGACCAUAGUCACUAUGAAAUGUCCACGGCUAAGCCAGGGGGCUGGCUCCAGUAUCAAACAGUCCCUUAUUUUUCUCGGGUCGAAAUGUCUGGGCAGCCGUUCCCACACUCUCAGGCCUUGGAGCUCAAGAUCACUGGCCGGCUGAAAGAGAGCGACAGAACAUUCGUGCCCGCUGGAGACAUCGUACAGUGCUGGUUUUCGCGUGUCCCCCACAUGGCCUACGGUAUGAUACCCAAAGGCGAUAUCAUGCUGAAAGCCAUCAGGAUGGUCAAGAUGGAUGAUGCUUGCAGGGAGUUGGAGAAGGAUGCCAGGGCGCAGAAGGCUUUGCGCCAGACUGUCAUGUUGCUGGAUCACUUGCGCGAUCUCGUGCGGAACGCUUCAAGGAGCGCAACGCAGGAGAAAGACAGGACAGCGUCGUUGGUUAUUGGCAAUAGUUUUGUUGAUCCCGACAUCAAAGUUGUCUUUCCUCACAAACAGUACGCAACCCCUUUUGGUGACAGCUUUCUCAAGAGGUGGUGGGUGUCCCAGAGGCCAGGUGGAGUGGAGUUUUGUCGCAGAGAGCGGGUAAGACUCGAGUACGGUGACUCUGGAGGCAGGGCGAAAGUAGUUGAGAAGCUACUUCGUUGGAAUCCAUCGACAGCGGCAGCAGCAUUCAUAGGGCAACGCGAGGAAGUUGCUGGUGCUGACCCGGAAUCGGAGCCCGCGGUCACCAUCGACAGCCCCCUGCACGCAGAAGACGGGCACCGGCCGGGCGAGGGCUGGGCUUUGCGCCACCGCCAACCCAAAGCGCUCGUGGAGGAAGGGGUUGCUCGGCAGAAGACGGACGCCCGGGCAGCAGCGGAGGAAAGCGAUGCUCGGCGAGAGAUGCAAGCCCGGGCAGCAGCGAGAAUAAAGGAUUUCCAGGAGGAGAGGCGUGCCAUAGAAGCAACAUUAAAGGCCUUCAGUCGUAUCGCAACGCAAGGCGCGAAUCCUCAGUUCAAGAUGGAGAGCUCUGUCAGCCCAAGCUCGGAGGACUUUGGCAGGGAGAGAAGCGAGGCUGCCGAGACUGUUGGGGAGGCCUCGAGCCGAACUCGGGCGCCUGCAUCUGAUCAAUCGAAACCUCCCGCGACGGCGACGAGCAGCGGCGACGAGCACGACGAGCGAGCGAAAAAGUUGGCUCGGCUGUUGCAAGUCUCCAGGGUAGGGACCAUCAGGAGCAAGGUUCCGGGGAGCGUGGAACUCAAGGCCGAAAAGAAGAUUGUCAAGGAGGUUGAGGAGAAGGCCGAGGUUCGAGUUGAAGAAGAGGGUGACAGCAAAACCGAGGAGGUCAAGGUGCAGGUCAAGGAGAAGGUGGAGAUGCAGACCAAGAAGGUCGAAACACAAACGAACGAGAAGACUGAGGUACAGACCGAGAAGGUGGAAGUGCAGACCAAGACGGUGGAGGUGAGGGCCAAGACGGUCGAGGUGAGGGCCAAGAAGGUCGAAGUACAGACCAAGGAGAAAGCCGUGGCGGACAGCGAGGACAAGGCCGAGGUGCACACUAGUGAGGAGAUCGAAGUACAGAUUCAGGAGAAGGUCGAGGUACAGAUCAAGGACAAGGUCGAGAAGAAGGCUCGAGAAACCGCCCAGAUCAAAAGGCAGGCCAGGCUAGCUACUCCGGCCGCAGAGUCGUUUACACCAGGGGUGAAACGGCAGCCAAAGCCACCACCGAAGCCGGACCCGGGGCCCAACAGGUUGAAGCCACCCGCCGUGCCCCCAAAGUCUUCCACCGGCACUUAUUUCAUACCGACCGAUCUCGACUGGCCGGAAUGA
This is a messenger RNA of Gaeumannomyces tritici R3-111a-1, 2427 nucleotides long. RefSeq lists its product as hypothetical. Lineage: Eukaryota; Fungi; Ascomycota; Sordariomycetes; Magnaporthales; Magnaporthaceae. Bases 1 to 2427 code for a protein of 808 amino acids. The record is from RefSeq and is a predicted model, not a curated record. The transcript is spliced from 2 exons.